Molecule: messenger RNA, 1196 nt
Organism: Colias croceus (clouded yellow)
Lineage: Eukaryota; Metazoa; Arthropoda; Insecta; Lepidoptera; Pieridae
Exons: 11
Coding region: 209-1180 (323 amino acids)
Source: RefSeq, a predicted model, not a curated record
UUGACAAUAAUGUUUACGUUUUGUUUGUUGUUGUUCUAAUUCAAUAUUUCUAAUAAAAUUUACUUCUAAAAUCAUGUGUUUAAAUACAAGUUAUAUAAAAUUAUUAUUAGCUUAUGGCUGACAUGACAGUUUUCCGCCAAUUAAAUAUGAAUCCGGGAUAAGUUUUCCAUCAAUCAACGUACCUUAAAGGCAAAAUGGAUAUAUAAAUAUGUCAGACGGAGAAGGUACUUCUACUCAAGAGCAACAAGUGGUUGUAGAAUAUAAAGAGGGUGAGCUAGAGAUAGUUGAAUAUGACAAAAGUGAGGGAAGUCAUAUGUUAGGAGAAUCAUCGGAAGGCGGUGAUGAUUUCAAAUAUAUGCAAGUUGUGGAUUCAUCGGGAAAAAAUGUUGUACUUGAUUUACUUAACAUGACUUUGAUUAAGUGUGAAAAUGGAGGAGAUUCCUAUCAAUUAGUGUCGAGUAGUUCAGACUGUGGUGAUUCAGAGACUGUCACAUGCAUAUUGUCAAAUGAUGAUGGGGAAGAAGAUCAAUACAUGGUGAUGGAUGGUGAUAAUGGUUCGCUUGUUUAUUUGGAGUCGGAAAUCGGGGAAGCUGAAGAGACACAGCCGGAAGAAAAACCUGUAGAGAAACAGCCUCAAAAACCACAACAGCCUAGUCCACAGUUUAUAUUGGAACGAGCGAAAGCUUUGCAAGCAUCAAAAACAAUAAUGUCAAACCUACAACGUCGAUCCCGUGGGGGGCGAAGACGCCGUGGAGCCCUACCGCCCCCCCACGAGUUACUCGCGUUACCUCAGUUCCGUCUGUACCUGUACUCGUGCAAGCUGUGCCCGUUCAAGUGCAACGCUGUUCGCGAGCUCUCCGCGCACAAGGCAGCAGAACACACGGGCGGGGGCAAGUGGAAGGCCGGGGGCAGGUCGGGCAGCAUCGCGCUACAGUGCCCGCGCUGCCCGUUCAGGGGCAACACGCAUCUGCAGUUAUCAAAACACAUGUUGGAGGAGCACCAUAAGAAUAAGAAAAAGGAUGAUCAAGAUUACGUGAUAUUCGGUAACAAAGUAUACCUCAGUAGCGCAGAAGUGGAAGCGGCUGAUGUUCUCGUGUGUGGAGCGUGCGGGUUCGAGUCCAGUUCGAAGCUAGAAUUCAAGAAACAUAUUGAGGAGGAACAUGAUGCUACUGCGUGUUAAUAAAGUUUAAAUAUUU